AUGUACAUGGAACCAUCCAGAGUCUCACGUGGAGGAGUAGCCCCUGACUGCAGUCCGCAGAUCGGGGCGGAGCUCAACGUGGGCGGAGUCAAACGUUUGACUCCGCCCACGUUGAGCUCCGCCGAGCGGGAGCUAGGCAUUGAGGACUGUGCGUAUGACAGAGAAGGAGAAGAAGCAGAGGAGAAGAAGAGCGAAGUAGCUGGCAGGGCAGUGGAAAUGCUGCGCAUGUGUGAUGGCCUGGAUGAAGAGUAUAAAGAAGACCUCAGUGAACCGUUCAUGUUCAUGUUUAGUUUGCAGGCAGACUAUGAGGAGUUCUGCAAGGAAAUGAUGGACAAAAGGCAGCUGCAGGUGUUUUCCGGCUUUGAAAUGAGAUAA
Knipowitschia caucasica is the source of this 375-nucleotide messenger RNA. NCBI's taxonomy places the organism in Eukaryota, Metazoa, Chordata, Actinopteri, Gobiiformes, Gobiidae. The record is from the annotation of a GenBank genome assembly.